Molecule: messenger RNA, 1666 nt
Organism: Prosopis cineraria
Lineage: Eukaryota; Viridiplantae; Streptophyta; Magnoliopsida; Fabales; Fabaceae
Product: probable CCR4-associated factor 1 homolog 6
Exons: 2
Coding region: 649-1473 (274 amino acids)
Cellular component (GO): CCR4-NOT complex; P-body; CCR4-NOT core complex
Molecular function (GO): nucleic acid binding; poly(A)-specific ribonuclease activity
Source: RefSeq, a predicted model, not a curated record
GUCAAUUAUAUUUAAAAGUCAAACUUUCCACUUUAAAAAAAUGUUUUAAAAAACAAAUUAAAAUCCUCGUAUUUUGAUGUCAACAUUUUAUCCAUAACUUUACUAACUUAAUUAAAUUCAGAAUUUGAGAAGGUUGUCGUACAAAAUUGUUCACAACUUGAAUUUUCGUAUAAAAAAAUAUGCAAAAUUUCCUGAUAUAAUUUAUACGCCUACAAUCUGUCACUGUAUUUACCAAGAAAAUCUCACAAAACAAGAGGGAGAAAACAACGGUGUAUGAAAAAUAAUAACCUUUUCUGGAAGUAUUUUUUCUUGAUAGUAAAUAAAUAUAUAAGCUAUUUUCAGGGCAAAAAAAAAAAAAAGAUUAGAAAAAAGCCCAACGAACUCUUUCGCUUUCGCAUUUUGCCGCGUCUUUAAAUGGCUUGUUUAUGAAUUCCAUGUCGUCUUCUGAUUUGCCCCCAAGUUCGCAGAAUCCUCUCCAGUUUCCCCACCAACAACAUUGAUAAUUCGCCGUCUCAGUUCAUCAUCUUGCGGAGCCUCGACGUUAAGUUAAAAGUCCUCUUCAUAAUCUUCUUCGGAUUCUAUACUCGAGGGAUUCUGGCAUAUUAUAUCACUUGCUGCAAAAUCUUUGGACGUUUGCGAAGAAUCAAGAUGUCGAUUCCGAACACAAGCAAUGUCGAAAUCAGGGAAGUCUGGGCCAACAAUCUUCAUCAAGAGAUUGAAUUGAUCCAGAAGGUAGUAGAAAAUUACCAGUAUGUGGCUAUGGAUACUGAGUUUCCUGGUACUGUUCAUGGGCGUUACAUGGACACUAGUUACGAAACUCUGAAGAAGAAUGUUAAUGACCUGAAGUUGAUUCAGCUGGGCCUCACAUUUUCUGAUGACCAAGGAAACCUUCCCACACUUGGAAAUGGAAAGUACUGCGUGUGGCAAUUCAACUUUCGUGAAUUUGAUCCCGCUAAAGACAAACAAAACCAACAAUCAAUUACACUCUUGGUUGAAAGUGGCAUUGAUUUCAAGAGGAACAGAGAAGAAGGUGUCGAGGCAUCCGAAUUUAGUAAGCUAUUAACGCCCUCUGAUGCAGUGCUAAACUGUGGUAAGCGUUGGAUUGUAUUCCACGGUUCAUCUGACUUUGGUUACUUAGUCAAGGUGCUUACAGGCCGUCCUCUUCCAGAUACAGAGUCUGAUUUUAUGAAGCUGGUCAAGGUAUAUUUCCCAAAAUUUUAUGAUGUGGAAUACAUGAUGAAAUCCUGUGGCAUUGUUCCCGGUGGUUUGAGGAUGCUUGCUGAGAUUUUGGAUGUAAAUAGAAUUGGUAGUAUUCAUCAAGCUGGAUCAGAUAGUUUACUAACAUGUCAUACCUUCUUUAAACUGAUAGAGGUUUAUGAUCUCAAGAACAAAUUACAAGAGAAAUUUGAAGGUGUUUUGUCUGGUCUAGGUCCUGGUGCAAACACAUGUAUUCCUCCAGAGGGAAAAAAGUGAUGAAAUCAUCAUUUAUAUUUGCUAGAUUGCAGUUUUUUGCUUUUAAUAAUUCUCAUGUUUUUGGUUUGCCUCCUCUAUCUUGCGCUUGCUGUGAGAUAUGUUUAUUUCUUUCUUAGCAAAUAUGAUUUCGAAGUGUUUUUUUUGGGAGGGAAGAUAAAGGAAAAUUUCAAAGUUAUAAAAUAUGAAUCUCUUG